GCAUACCGUUUGGUGCUUCAUAAAAAUCUUAAAGGAAAUUUUCACUACUUCGAAAUCUUAAGAUUUUCCCCCUUUUUGACCAGUGAUGAUUUUAUCAACACGAAUAAAACAACCAUUUAUAUUCUGGAAAUUCAUUCCGAAUUAUCUGUUAACUUUCGAUAGAGUUCCUUUCUGGAGAACACUUCCACAGGGGGACAACAUUUUACGCAAACUUUCAAUCCUCGGUCCCACGCAUUUGAAUACCUGUCGCAUACCUCGGCGACCAACAUCAAAUUCUUAUUCAGUCACAUUCACAACUUCUCAACUUCUUGCAUCGGAAGGUGAAGCACUGAUGGAUGGUUUUCCUCUGAAGAGUUACUCCGCAGCGCCAUGGAUGGAAAAAAUGCAGAACAUUCCAAAGCAAAGAAUAGAGCUUGCCAUGCUGAACACACCCAUACAUAGAUGGCAUCUUCCUGGAACACCAACAAACUUUGAAGUAUUCAUCAAAAGAGAUGACAUGACUGGGAGCUCCUUAUCAGGAAAUAAGAUUCGUAAGCUUGAAUUCUUGUUGGCAGAUGCAGUCAGCCAGGGUUGUGAUACCGUGAUCACGUGCGGUGGGGUAAGAUCCAAUCACUGCAGAACAACAGCUGUGGCAAGCAGACAACUUGGUAUGGACUGUCAUCUUCUGCUUAGAUCAGAGGCAACACACCUAGACGGAUCCUUCACUGGCAAUACUCUACUAGAUAGUAUGGUUGGAUGUAGUUUCUAUCUCAUACCAAAGAAAGCUCAGUACAACGCACAUAUCAAUCCCAGAAUGCAACAGCUGGAGUCGUAUCUCAGAGACUCCCUUGGGAAGAGACCAUACCCAAUCCCUAUAGGAGGUUCUAAUGCAAUAGGAGUGUUUGGAUAUAUUGAUUGCUUCCGUGAACUCCUUGAACAGAAUGUCCAGAACAGAUUCAGUGAUAUCGUCAUAACGACGGGCAGCAGCGGAUCACUAGCAGGUCUUGCAAUUGGCAACUAUCUAACAGGAAGCAGACUCAGGGUCAUCGGAAUGGCAGUGUGUGACGAUGCAAGAUAUUUCCAUGGAGAAAUCAACAAAGUUUUAUGUGAACUUGGCUUACAAGGUCAAGGGUCAUCCGAGGUCAGGUCAGAGGACAUUGUAGAUGUCGUGGACGGGGUCAAGGGUCUCGGGUAUGGUGUCUCUCAACCGGAGGAACUGGACUGUAUAAACCAAGUCGCCAGGAGUACGGGCAUUUUUGUUGACCCGGUGUAUACCGGUAAGGCGACCUUUCACCUCAUGCGUUUGAUGAGAGAAGAACCAGAGAGAUUCCAAGGAUCCAAGAUCCUCUUUAUCCACACAGGUGGAGUGUUUGAUCUGUUCAGUGGUGCAAUGAGUACUAUGGCUGAUGGAAGGACUUCGGCAGAGAAGAAGGUCUAUGAUUGGAUGGAAAUGACUGACAAAACACCUCUCAGCCAAUCAUGAUGA
Lytechinus pictus (painted urchin) is the source of this 1465-nucleotide messenger RNA. RefSeq lists its product as uncharacterized. Gene Ontology annotation, molecular function: D-cysteine desulfhydrase activity. The record is from RefSeq and is a predicted model, not a curated record. Bases 86 to 1462 code for a protein of 458 amino acids. The transcript has 8 exons. NCBI's taxonomy places the organism in Eukaryota, Metazoa, Echinodermata, Echinoidea, Temnopleuroida, Toxopneustidae.